Miscanthus lutarioriparius is the source of this 708-nucleotide messenger RNA. Lineage: Eukaryota; Viridiplantae; Streptophyta; Magnoliopsida; Poales; Poaceae. The record is from the annotation of a GenBank genome assembly.
AUGGACACGGUCGUGGCCACGGCCGCGCCCGCGCGCCGCCUCCUCGGCAAUGGCACCCACGACCAUCGCGCUCACCACGGCGGAGGCGCGGCGAGUUCCCCGGCGCGGCCGCCGCCGCAGGAGUCGUUCCCUAUGCUGCUGCCCGUGUUCAUCCUCUUCGUGCUCCUCCUCUGCUUCCUCUCCAUCUUCCUCCUGCGCGACCUCCUCCACUUCUUCUCCCUCUGGCUGCGCCGCCGGCGCCGCCUCCGCGCCGCCGCCGAUGCGGACGCCGCGUCCGGCGCCAGCGCCAGCGCCGACACCACGCCGGACGAGCAUGCGCCGCACAAGCCGGCCGGUCUGGACCCCGCUGUCCUCGCCACGUUCCCCACGGUGCGGUGGUUCGAGGACACGCACCAGCCGGCGUCGGUGCAGGCCGAAUGCGCCGUCUGCCUGUCGGAGUUCGCCGCGGGCGACGCGGUCCGCUGGCUCACCGUCUGCCGCCACGCGUUCCACACGGCGUGCAUCGACUCGUGGCUCGGCGCGCACACCACGUGCCCCGUGUGCCGCUCCGAACUGGACGCGCCGCCUACCAUGCCCCGCUGCGGCGACGGUGGACGCAUCGCGAUCGUGGUAGACGAUCAGGGAGCCAGCACGGCAGCGGUGGAGGACACAGACCAUACGACAUCACCCCCGGCGAGCGGUGGCGUGCAAUCGCGCCCUGACCGGUGA